AUGCUGCACUACCGCGGGCUCUUCCCGCAGCUCCGCCGCGAGGUCGCCCUGCAGUCCUUCGCGGGCCGCCACAGCCGCCAUGUCCUGCGCCUGCACGCCUACUUCUGGGACCACGACCGCGUCUUUCUCGUUUUGGAGUACGCCGAGGGGGGGGAUUUGCUGAGCUUCGCCGAGGCUUUCAGCGGGUCGGGGGGGCAGGGCCUGCCGGAGGGCGUCGUGGGGUCCGUCGUCAGCCAGAUCGCCUCCGCGCUGGCUUUUUUGCACCGCUACGGCAUCCUCCACCGGGAUGUGAAGCCGGAGAACGUCCUGAUCAAACACGGACGCGUCAAGCUCGCGGACUUCUCGUGGGCCGUUCGGCUUCGCGGGGGGGCCGGCCACCCGCCGGAUCCUCAGAUGAGAAGCCGCACGAGCUGCGGAACGCUAGAUUACCUCGCGCCGGAGCAGAUCGCGCAAAAGGGGUGCACCGAGAAGGCGGAUAUGUGGGCGUUAGGGGUGCUUACCUAUCGACUUCUCUGCGGGAGGUUGCCGUUCGAGCACGCCUCAGCGGCCGAAACGCGGCGGCUGAUUACCCAUGGCACUGUUUACUACCCGUCAUGGCUUUCCCACCACGCCCUAUCGUUUAUACAGGCUUUAUUAUGCGUCGUGGAGGUAGAGCGUCUGAGCGCCGUCGAGGCCUUGGGCCAUCCUUUUUUGAGAAACGUCUUUCCCUCGCUCUCGUCGGAGCGGCCGGGUUCGGAUUGUUUGUCUUCCACGUUGAAGGAGGAGAAGCCGACCCUCACCGCGUCGCUUCCUACGCCUUCUUUUUCCAUUCCAGGGAGAUCCACCGCUGCCGGCGAAUUUUAUUCGACUGUGAACAAGAUGAUUCACACGGCCUCGUUCAACUCGUUAAAGUCGUGUUCUAGUAAAUCCUCCUCGAUGAAUUUGUUGAAUAGAAUUUCAUCUUUUGGAGGCGGAGCUGCGCGGAGUGUGCGUCAGGCAGGGGAGGUGGAGCCGAGUGGGGUCAGUUCGAGGUGGGGUGAAGUCUCUGAGAGCACCGUCUCAACCUCCGCGAGAAAAGACGCUAAACUUGAAAAGGAAAAGACCCUCAUCGCGAUGGGCAUGAAAUCCCCGACGAACCUCACCAGCGUGGAUGUUAGCAGCCUCAGCGAGGCCUCUUUCACGGCAAGCAGCAGUGCAGAGGUUUGGUCGCUCAGCGAGGAAACAGGGAAACUAUCACCACGCGUGCCUUUGAUUUCUCGCAAUCUCAAUACUACGUAUACUACGACCAUUACUUCUACCUCUACUACUUCUAUGAUUAAUCUAAAUCGCGUGCUGAAGCCUGUCCCUUUGGAUGCCUCUUCCACGUCCCUUUCGGCCGUUGCUAUGGAGGAGUUUAGCGGGCAGAGUACCCAACAGGGGCUCAGCCUCAGCUUGCACGCGAAUACGCAGGGGAGCCUCUCGCGGCCCUCCGUUUCGUGGCUUUCGCAGGACUCUAUCAAUCGCUCUUUGGAGCCUCAACGAGAAAAGGAGGGGGCGAUUCCGCUUCGUUUGAACAAACAAACGAAAAGUAGGGCAGAAAGGAAAUCCCUUCUUUACAAAAACUGGGAGGAGGGCGGUGGCGUGCGAAGAGGGGGGGAUUGCGCGCAGCGGUUGUGUUUUGAUGAGCUGGUGGAGGAUGAGGACUCACAGGGGGAGACGACCUUGCCGCUGGCAUCGCACCCGCCAGGGGGGGAUUCGUCCCCGUUUCCGAAAUAUUUUAUCUCCCCCCGGCGAUCCUCAACGCCGAGGUGGAAACUCCCGCCGAGGUUGGUGGAGGAGACCGAGUGCGAGGGGGCGUCCGAGGGAACAAUGAGCUCGCUUUCGAUUUCCCCUGUCAAACCUUUCGAUUAG
This is a messenger RNA of Phytomonas sp. Hart1, 1869 nucleotides long. The record is from the annotation of a GenBank genome assembly. NCBI's taxonomy places the organism in Eukaryota, Euglenozoa, Kinetoplastea, Trypanosomatida, Trypanosomatidae.